Molecule: messenger RNA, 243 nt
Organism: Paracoccidioides lutzii Pb01
Exons: 2
Coding region: 1-243 (80 amino acids)
Source: RefSeq, a predicted model, not a curated record
AUGGUCGAAAUAUACCGCGAUCAGUUUCUAAUCAACAGAAGAAGCCAUGAUAAAACACAAAGAAUAAAUCCGUUCACGUCAUCAUCUUGGCAGUCUAUAGCGACGAGACAAACAUCGGAAGCAACACGCUGGGAGAACUUUGCGGGAAUGGGCAAAGAGAAAGGGGCACAGUGGGAGGUAUACCGCAACUCAUACGACGUCUUUGAAUCGAACCCAGGAAAGGCUCAGUUUCAUGCUUCCUGA